AUGGGCAUAGCCUCCAGAUCUCAGAUGGGAGACAUGUCUGAACCUGUGCGGAUGGGCCUAAAAGUUGAGCACCGCUCGGAUAUGAAGAAGCUGCUCGGUAUUGUUGACCACUAUAUGGACCAGGCUGGCCGCGAGCUUCAAGAAACUUCUGCUGAAGUUUCAAGGCUGUUGCAAGUGAACCAUCAUCUGAUAGACAGGACGCGGUCACUCGAAUCACAGGUGCAAGGAAACGGCUCCCAGCAGGACAAAGUCAUCGCAGAGCUGGAACAGCACCUUGAGGGCAAAGAAGCAGCACUUUCCAGCGCUCAGUCCAGGAUCGAGGAGCUGGAGGCAUCUGUAUCGUCAAAGGAAGCUCGGUGCUCAACAUUAGAAUCUAGCUUGGCUGCAGCUGCUGAGGCUCACCAGUUCUCGGAGAAGGAGCAGGAAGGCAGGGCAUUGCGGCUUGAGGGUGAGCUGGACAGUGCUAAAAAGCACUGUGGAGGCCUGGAACAGAAAAUAGGCGAGUGGCAAAGGAAGUACAAAGAUGACAAUAAAAAGCUUGCAGAAGCAGUGCGAGCAUUGCGAGGAGAAAAGCUUGAGCUGGGCACAAAGAUUUCCAUGGUAGAGAAGGCCUGGGUGAAUGCCGUGUCUGAAAAGGAUGAGAUUAUCGAAAAGCUGCAAGGUGAGAUUGAUUCACUUCAACAGGGAAUGCGUCAGCAGCGGGAGGAGAGGAGCACACAGGAGGCUGAGCGUGUUGCUCAGCUGGAAGCCUCCUUGAAGUCGGCUUCAGCAAGGAAUGCAGAGCUCCAGGGGGAGCAAUUCAGGAUCGCAAAUCUAGUCGAUGCCAUGCACGAGAGCAGCGGCUGUCCUGCCGAUACGGAAGCCUCAACAGUGCAAAAGCUGGAGAAGGUCUCUCUUCAAGUGAGGAAAGAGAGAGAUUGCCUAAAUUCCAGGCUGGGUGUUGAAUCUUCAAGACGCCAGCAGGCGGAGGAUAGGAUCACAGACUUGGAAAUACGCUGCAGCACAGCAGACGAGGAGUUGAAAUUGCUGCAGAGCCAGCACAACGAGCUGCUGGCAGUCAGGGAAAGCCUUGACAGGCAGCUCUCUGAGGAGCGUCAGGAUGCAGCAAAGAUGAAGAGGGUCAGGCUGGAGCUGGAGCGGUUACAGGCGUUCCGCCGAGAGAUCGUGGCCGAGAGGGAUUCCGCCCUUGUGGAGCUGGAGAAAUUGAAGGAGGAAAAUGGAAAGGCGCAAGGCUUGGGGGACGAGGUGGGUUUUCUGAGGUCAGAGAACCAGCUGCUGAGGCAGCACAGCUUCAAGUCAGCUCGACUGACUUCGGACCUGGAACUCGCGACCAAUGAAAACAAGGAGCUGAAAGAUAGGUUGGCGCGUAAGGAGGCGGAAAGCAAGGAGGUGGCUGAUCUGCAGGAGAGGGUUGGCGAACUCACAGCCGAGAAUGCUGCCCUCAAGAGGGCGGACGGUGAAAUGAAGGGUCGCCUGACAAGGCUGGAGACUGGAGCCAAGGAGCAUGCAGCUCUGGAGGUGAAGGUGAAGAGUCUGCACUUGAGGAGUGAGCAGUGUGAGAGCCUAUCCAGGGAAGUGGAAGCGACGAAGGGUAAGCUGGGAGAUGCAGUGGCGAGCAAUGAGAAGCAUGAGGGCCCCAAGGUAGUGCAAAUCGACAGUGGUGGAGCAGAGUUUGAGCGACUGAAUGCGCGGAAGAGAGCGCUAACAUCCAGGCAGUGCACAUCUGUGGAGCUGGGUGUCCUUAAGGCCCAGCUGGCGGAUUCUGCCAAGUUGGUGAACCAUCUGAAGGAACAACUGAGGGUUGUGGGACUGGAAAGGGACCAGCUCGUGGCUGCCCAGGCAUCUACCCAGCAGGAGUUGCUUCGUGCCGGAGCUAAGAACACGCAAGCUUCGGACAAGAACACUGGACUGGAGAUUGCACCUGAGCGGGCAGCACAUGGUUCCAUUGAUGCAAGCCAAAUCAGAAGCCAGGCUAGGCAGCAAGAAUUGGAUGUUAUGUGUUCUGGCAGAGGCGACGCACAACGGCCAGCGCAGCAAGGCAAUGAGCCCGUCGAAACAGUCAGUGGCGAAGUGCGUGAAAUAUUCUCUGAACUGCUUGGCUGUGAUAUACCUGGGCUGCCCACGGAUGGACCAUUGGAUCCCACAGCCCUGGGUGGUUUCCUGGAGCGUGUCGGACAGAGCAAUGGCCAGUUGGCCCUCAUAGAGACGAGGACAAGAAAGUUACGGGGUGGCGAGGCUCAGGCCAGCCCAGAUGACAUGUCUAUAGGCUUGGACCUCCGGGUGGUGCUUGCUGAUAUGCUUGAUGAACUUGCCAGAAAAUGCAAGAAGAUAAACGAGAUCACUAUACACAAGUUGCUGGCAUCCUUCGAGGCCAGCAGUGCAGUGCAGCCUCCAAACCCGCCUGUUAACAACGUUUCAAUGGCACUGACGCGAAACGCCGGAAAUCCCACAUUGCGACAGUCCAACCAAGUCCAGGCCAUUGAGCCGCAGCUCCAGAAAUCGUGGACUCGGCGCGCCCUGGGUCAGGCGUCUACAAGUGCCCUCCGACCUUCCAGAUCGUUGGGGUCUCACGAUGAGCUUGCCGGAGGCUACCAACGACCGCCAGAGCGGGGCACAGCUACGGCAAGCUCAUGGAUCAAAGGGCCAGGCCCCCAGGACGCCGCAUCGCCUCAGGACCGCGGCGCGGCGGGAGUGCGAAGUUUCCUUGGGGAGCUGGGGGCGAAAAUGAGCCAGGGGUCGGAGCUCAUGCAGAAGGUUUCGCACGGCUUCAUCAGCAGGGCGGCCCAGCCCUCGCAGCAGCAGAGGCAGGUGUCGCCGCAAGGCGUCCAGAGCGACCAAACCCCUCCAGGAUGA
Molecule: messenger RNA, 2853 nt
Organism: Ostreobium quekettii
Lineage: Eukaryota; Viridiplantae; Chlorophyta; Ulvophyceae; Bryopsidales; Ostreobiaceae
Source: the annotation of a GenBank genome assembly